AUGAAUGAAGAAAAUGAUGAUCACGAUAAUGAAUUUAACAAUAUGAAUAAAGAAAAUAAUAAUAAUGAUGAUAAAUUUGACAAUAUAUAUGAAGAAAAUGAUAAUAAUAAUAAAGAAUUUAUUAAUAUAAAUGAUAUAAAUGAAGAUGAAAUACAAUCCAACAGUAGUGAUGAAUAUAAUAAUAAUGAUCAGUUAGAAAUAUUAGAAAAUAAAGAAGAAGAGAAUAAGAAAA
Molecule: messenger RNA, 232 nt
Organism: Funneliformis mosseae
Lineage: Eukaryota; Fungi; Glomeromycota; Glomeromycetes; Glomerales; Glomeraceae
Source: the annotation of a GenBank genome assembly